Messenger RNA from Plectropomus leopardus (leopard coralgrouper), 298 nucleotides. The record is from RefSeq and is a predicted model, not a curated record. NCBI's taxonomy places the organism in Eukaryota, Metazoa, Chordata, Actinopteri, Perciformes, Serranidae.
GUCCAACACAAGAUUUUAUAUGGAUACUCUGUCCACAUGCUGUGUGGAGGAAACCAGUUAUAUGAGAGGUGGAGAGGAGGAGGAGGAGGAGCAGGAGGAGGAAGAUGAAGAGGAGGAAGAUGGAGAUGAAGAAAGAAAGAAGGAGAACAAAGAUGAAUCAGUCGUCCAGAAGCAGCAGAAACCAGCCUGGACUCCAUGUUUCUACUGCAAAACAGAUAGAGAGAUGUUCUGCUUUGUCGGACAGAAGAUUGUUAUUGAAGGUGCUCUUGACUCCUAUGCUGGCAUGAUAUGGCCGGCG